This is a messenger RNA of Malus domestica (apple), 1877 nucleotides long. Its product is annotated as allene oxide synthase 1, chloroplastic-like. Gene Ontology annotation, cellular component: chloroplast envelope; chloroplast thylakoid membrane. Gene Ontology annotation, molecular function: iron ion binding; monooxygenase activity; oxidoreductase activity, acting on paired donors, with incorporation or reduction of molecular oxygen. The record is from RefSeq and is a predicted model, not a curated record. Lineage: Eukaryota; Viridiplantae; Streptophyta; Magnoliopsida; Rosales; Rosaceae. Gene Ontology annotation, biological process: sterol metabolic process; jasmonic acid biosynthetic process.
GCUGCCAGUACUGUGCCACCCAAACACCCACCAUCUUCUACCCACCAACUGUCUCAUCUUUUUAACCGACAGUCAAAGCCGCCUCCAAUGGCUUCGACUUCUUUGGUAUUCCCUUCUCUGCAACUACAGUUUCCAACCCAAUCAUCAAGAAAAUCACCGCUAUUCAACUCCUCCUCCAAGCGCCGCCAUGUGCGUCCCAUCUCCGCCUCUGUUUCCGAGAAAUCCCCCUCCUCCUCUUCUGUUUCAGCAAACCCGCCCGAGUCCGACAGGACAAAAUCCCUCCCCUUCAAGAAAAUCCCCGGAGACUACGGCUUCCCCAUCGUCGGCCCCAUCAGCGACCGCCUCGACUACUUCUACAACCAGGGUAGGGACGAGUUCUUCAAGUCCCGCAUCCAGAAAUACCAGUCAACGGUGUUCCGAGUAAACAUGCCACCGGGCCCCACUAUCACCUACAAAUCCAAGGUCGUCGCCCUCCUCGACGGCAAGAGCUUCCCGGUGCUCUUCGACGUCUCGAAAGUCGAAAAAAAGGACCUCUUUACCGGAACUUACAUGCCCUCCGUGGAGCUCACCGGCGGCUACCGCAUCCUUUCCUACCUCGACCCAUCGGAGCCCAAGCACGACAAGCUGAAGCGGAUCCUUUUCUACCUCCUGAAGUCGAGUCGCGACUCGGUGAUACCCGAGUUUCACUCGUCCUACACGGAGCUUUUUGAAACUCUCGAGGCCAGUCUCGCUGACAAAGGUAAAGCCAACUUCGUCGCGGCCAACGAUCAGGCUGCGUUUAACUUCUUGACCCGGUCGCUGUACGGGGCCAACCCUGCCGACACUCCACUUGGGGUCGACGGACCCAAGCUUGUAUCCAAGUGGGUCCUGUUUAACUUGGGCCCACUUCUGAUCCUCGGCCUCCCGAAGUUCAUCGAAGAACCCAUUAUCCAUUCUUUCCGGCUCCCGCCAUUUUUGAUCAAGAAGGAUUACCAGCGCCUCUACGAUUUCUUCUACCAGUCUUCCGGUCACGUGCUCGACGAGGCCGAGCGACUGGGUGUCUCACGUGACGAGGCGUGCCACAAUCUGUUAUUCGCCACGUGCUUCAAUUCGUUCGGCGGGAUGAAGUUCCAAUUCCCUAAUAUGAUCAAGUGGAUUGGGCGCGCCGGUGUCGGGCUCCACACUCGAUUGGCCGAGGAGAUCCGAACCGCCGUCCGAUCCAACGACGGAAAAAUUACGAUGGGCGCAAUGGAGCAAAUGCCAUUGAUGAAAUCUGUGGUCUACGAAACGUUCAGGAUUGAGCCACCGGUGGCGUCGCAGUUCGGAAGGGCGAAGACGGAUCUCGUGAUCGAGAGCCACGACGCGGCGUUUAAGGUUAAAGAAGGGGAGUUGCUGUUCGGAUUCCAACCGUUCGCAACCAAAGAUCCAAGGAUUUUCGAGCGAGCCGAUGAGUUUGUCCCGGAUCGGUUUGUCGGCGAUGACGGGGAGAAGCUGUUGAAGCACGUGCUGUGGUCGAACGGGCCUGAGACGGAGAGUCCGACGGUCGGGAACAAACAGUGUGCUGGAAAGGACUUUAGCGUGUUGGCUUCGAGGCUUUUGGUGGUGGAGUUUUUUCUCCGGUAUGAUUCGUUUGAGAUUGAGGUGGCGCCGUCGCCGUUGGGUGCUGCCAUUACUGUGACGUCACUGAAAAGAGCUAGCUUUUGAGUUUUUUGUUUUUAAUUUUUUUGGGAUUUGUAGAUUUUGUUUCUUUUGUUUAUUAGUGGAUAAGUGGGAUAUUGGACCGGCUUUAUAUGUGACUUUUCUGUAUAGUGAUGAUCCGAAUAACAUGUGAAAAUUGGAAUAUUAUGUUUUGUAAGGUGGAUUGCAGAAAUAUAAUUAAAUGUGGGAAAUUAUAAUUA